Molecule: messenger RNA, 2676 nt
Organism: Capsicum annuum
Lineage: Eukaryota; Viridiplantae; Streptophyta; Magnoliopsida; Solanales; Solanaceae
Product: rhamnogalacturonan I rhamnosyltransferase 1
Exons: 8
Coding region: 846-2321 (491 amino acids)
Cellular component (GO): cytoplasm
Source: RefSeq, a predicted model, not a curated record
AUCUUAAAAUGUGUCUUUUACCCCUUUCUAUUUAAGAUUAUAUUUUCAGUAAGUUGCAACUACGUUAUACCUUGUCUAAUCACUUUUUUCUAAUCAUUCUUUGAUCUACUUCAAUCUCUUCUAAAUCUAUAUCCAACCUCUCACACCUCUGCAUUUCGUGCAUCUCCGCAUCAUAUGUUUCAACUAUCUCAAUCUUACUUUUCCCAUCUUAUUUUUCAUAGAAGUUGCUUUCACCAAUUAUCUCUUUCUUUUUUUACGUGCAAGCCUUUAACAGAUGUUAAUAUACAUAUUUCAAUAUUAAUCAUGUUAUUAAUGACCAAUUUUUGUUUUUACACUUUUGGCAUGUUAUAACUACUACUCCCACCAAUCCACAAUGUUAAACUUAAACCCGAUCCAUAUAUAUUAUGCCCACAUCACUAACUAAUGAUCCAACCCAAUUAUAUUAUCAUCCUCCCUCUGUUUUCCCUUUCUCCUCAAAAACUUUCCGGCAGGCGACACUAGUCGCCGGUCGCCGGAUUUUCAAGAUUCCGGCAAUAUCACCACCGUCCAGCCACCAUUUCCGGCAUACUCCACAUUCAUUGAAAGAAUCCAAGAUUUGCUCAAGUUUAUGAAGGAAUUUUCUUCUCAUUGAGGGAAAAUAUUUGCACUUUUCUUCUAUUUUUUGUGUUGGGAUUUCUAUGUUCUUGAUAACCCCUUUUCUUCUUUUGGCAUUUUUUCGUAUGAAGCAACUGUGGGUGUUGGAGCAAGUGUGAUUUUGAUUGAUUUUGGAUCCUACAUUUCCCAAAAAAGUGAGCUUUUAGGAAGUAGAAUAGUAAUUUUUUUAUGGGGUUGAGGAAUUGAGUAGAAUGGGGCUAAAAGGGACAGUUAUAGCAGAAAGUAGAAUGGAAAAGCUAAAGAGUUCUAUGUUAUCCAAGUCAAGAAUGAAGUUAUGGAUGAUAAGGAUAACAACAUCAGUGUUGUUGUGGAUUUGUUUGGUUCAGUUGACAAUAUUGGGAGAGACUUGGGGUCCUAGAGUUUUAAAAAGCUGGCCUUCUUGUCUUUCUCAAGAAUCAGCUGCUGUACUGGAUGUUAAAUUGGUCCCUGUUAGAGUUCUUCCACCAAAGAGGGUUUACAUGAAUAAUGGUUACCUAAUGGUUUCAUGCAAUGGCGGGCUUAACCAGAUGCGAUCAGCGAUAUGUGAUAUGGUUGCUAUAGCAAGAUAUUUGAAUGUGACUCUUAUUGUUCCCGAGCUGGAUAAAACCUCCUUUUGGGCUGAUCCCAGUGAAUUUCAAGACAUAUUCGAUGUUGAUCACUUCAUAAUGUCCUUGAGAGAUGAAGUUCGAAUAUUAAAGGAGCUACCUCCAAGGCUGAAGAGGAGAGUAGAGUUAGGAGUGACUCAUACUAUGGCUCCUAUUAGUUGGUCUGACAUUUCCUACUACCAUGAUCAGAUUCUUCCGUUAAUUCGGAAGUAUAAAGUAGUUCAUUUGAACAGGACUGAUGCUCGGCUUGCCAAUAAUGGACUACCUAUGGAAAUUCAAAAGCUACGAUGCAGAGUUAAUUUUGGUGCGUUGAAGUUCACCCCUCAAAUUGAAGAGUUGGGUAGAAAGGUUGUCAGACUACUCAGGCAAGAGGGUCCUUUUAUGGUUCUGCACUUGAGAUACGAAAUGGAUAUGUUAGCUUUCUCUGGCUGUACCCAGGGAUGCAACGCGGAGGAGGUUGAAGAGUUGACAAGAAUGAGAUAUGCUUAUCCGUGGUGGAAAGAAAAAAUUAUAAAUUCAGAUUUGAAAAGAAAAGAUGGUCUGUGUCCUUUGACACCUGAGGAAACUGCUCUUACUUUACAGGCAUUGGAUAUUGAUCCUACUAUUCAAGUGUACAUUGCGGCCGGGGAGAUUUAUGGCGGAGAAAGGAGAAUGGCUAGUCUUGCUUCAGCUUAUUCUAAUUUGGUAAGGAAGGAGACACUACUCGAGCCUUCCGAGCUAAGGUUCUUUCAAAAUCACUCCUCCCAGAUGGCAGCACUAGAUUAUCUUGUUUCCUUGGAGAGCGAUAUCUUUGUUCCUACAUAUGACGGGAACAUGGCUAAAGUUGUUGAAGGACAUCGCAGAUAUCUUGGAUACAAGACAACAAUCUUGUUGGACAGAAAGCAUCUGGUGGAUUUAAUAGACCAGCAAAAUGCUGGAUCAUUGACAUGGGAUGAGUUCUCUACCGCUGUUAAGGAAGCUCAUGCUGAACGUAUGGGCAACCCAACAAAGAGAUUGGUCAUUCAAGACAGACCUAAAGAGGAGGAUUACUUUUACUCCAAUCCGUGGGAGUGCUUAGAAUCAUCGUAUGGGGAUGAAUUUUAAGCAGCUUGUAAAUUAUGGUCGUGGUAACAUUCUUAUAGAGAAAAAUACUUCCGCGCACUGACAUAUUUGGAGGACAUACUUAUCAACACUCGAAAACAUUGUGCUGGAUUUUGCUUCUGAGGCAACUGUUGCAGAUGAUACACUUUGACAUCCUGAGAUCGUCGAAAGCAUUUGGAAUAGGGUUAAUAUUAAUUUUCUUUUUCUUCUUCAGAAACCCAAUAAUCGAAUACAUGUAUAGAAACUGUCCUGCCAUUGUAGGGAUACAUUAUCAAUGGCAGCAUACACAUAGGGAUACAAUAUAGAUUGGUUUUGCCACAACUGUUGGCUUUGUCAAAUAUACAACUACUGUUCUGUA